Messenger RNA from Aquila chrysaetos chrysaetos, 3861 nucleotides. RefSeq names its product FANCD2 and FANCI associated nuclease 1 (gene FAN1). Lineage: Eukaryota; Metazoa; Chordata; Aves; Accipitriformes; Accipitridae. The record is from RefSeq and is a predicted model, not a curated record. Gene Ontology annotation, molecular function: flap-structured DNA binding; 5'-flap endonuclease activity; 5'-3' exonuclease activity. The transcript has 15 exons. Gene Ontology annotation, biological process: interstrand cross-link repair. Gene Ontology annotation, cellular component: nucleus. The coding region runs from base 197 to 3523 and encodes 1108 amino acids.
CCGCGCGUCCGCCUUUCGGCGGCCCUUGGGCCGGGGGCGGCGGUGUCGGAGGGACGCUCGGCUGCGGCGCCGGCAUGUCAGACGAUUACAGAUGGAAAAUGCAAAGCCAAGAAAAGUCUUUUUUAAGUAUUACAGAAUAAGGAAAUAUGGCCUGAAUGAAGUUGCCUGUGCCACGUAAAUGCUUUGAAGUUUUGUGAUGGCAGAAGCUAGAUCUUCAGAAAUUAAAAGGUCCCGAAUAAGUUUGUCACUCAGUAAAAAUAAGAAAAAAAGAGGAUCAGUAAAAAAAGUGGAAAGUAAAGGAACACCAUCUAUACCUUCAGCAUCCUCCUCUAUUGUUUCUUUUUUUAACAAUGUGCCCCCUGCCAAAAUUACGUGUCCCGUGUGUGGGCAAAUGGUGCCAAGACAUGGAAUAAAUGAGCACAUGGAUGAGACAUGUCAGAGAAAACAUGGUGAGAUUGGUGUCAUUGACUCAACGCUCGACUCUUUUAGGAAUUGGAGUCCCCCAGCUGCAAGUCUGAACAAUAAUUCCAGCUCAUAUUUUUCAAAAAACCUCGUAAAUCUAGAAACAAGUCGGCCCAAAAGCAGCUUAUUGAAAACAGAAGGGAGUGCAGCACAACAGAUUAGUCCUUACUUUAGCAAUAAUAGUUCAGUCUGUAGUGUUAACAAUGAACCACAGGCUCAGACAGUUAAAAUAGUCUCUUUGGGAAGCUUAGCAUCUAAACUGUCCAGAAGACGUUGUAUCCAUAGAGGAAAACAGAUCGUGUAUAAAGAGAUCGACUCUUCCCCUCCAGCUGUUUACAAUACGUGCAGAAGCGCUGCAGCAUGGGAUGGUGAUGACGGGAUUUAUACUGGGCAUAGUUCUCAGAAAGAAAAUGAGCUUGCUCAGAGGGAGUGCCAGGAACAGAAUUUUUCAAAGGAGGAACUGGAAUUUCAAGAACAAGUAAACAAACGUAGUGGAGAAGACCUUGUGGAUGUUGUUCAGGUAUCAUUACCAGCUGAUGACAUUAAUGGCAGAAGGUUACCACCUGGUACAAGGAGCACCAAAACAGCAAGUAGGUCUGAAGGUGUGAUACUUAGUCCUGAUAAAUUUGAAACACAUCUAGCCAUUUAUACUUCAGCAGAGCUGACCAAUAGUUUGGAAGUCAAGACUCAGCCUCAUGCUCAGGUUGUUCCGUCUUCCAAGACAGAAGCGAACUGUGGUACACAAAAUUGCUUUAGCAAGGGUGAUAUACAGGUACUUCCUGUGGAAGUUCAUGAAGACUUUAAGGAUGAGCUUAACCAUACUUUGUCAGAAACUGUGGAAAAGGUAGAAUUUCAAAAUUCCAUUGGGGACAUUUUAGACAAAAUAAAUGAGGUUAGCUCUGUGCCCAGCUCUCCUGGUCACCCGUAUUACCUCCAGAAUUUUUUAGUGGUGCUGCGAGCAGUCUUAGAAAACGAAGAUGAUGCCAGACUCUUUGAUGAGCAAGAUAUGAACGUUAUAACCAAGUUCUGCAACUUAUCAGGGAGCAGCAAGAGCAGACCUCUGCAUGGAAAGAUGAGCCUGGAGCCAAAGGGGACAGCGGGGCAGGCAGGGGCCACAUCCUCUUCUCCCCCGCGGGGGGCGCAAGCCCACCCUGCCCAAAGAAGAAGAGCAGAGUGCCUCCAGUGCCAGUGCUGCAGCCAGCCGUGCUCCAGUGGCGGCCGGUCCUCAGUUGGUGGGCAGAAGUUAUAUGUGAGACUUUUUCAACGCAAGCUGAACUGGUUAAAGGUGAACAAAAUAGAGUAUGGAGAGAUAAGUAUGGAUUUGUCACCAAUAAUUGAAGAACUGGCUGAAGCCAGAUUUCUGCAAACAGAAUCUGAACUGGAAGACCUGUGUGAAGGGUUGGAUUUGCUUUCAGCCCCUGAGCUAAAAACAUUGGCAAAGAUCUUUCACUUGCCAAACCCAAAUGGUCAGAAACAGCAACUCGUGGAUGAUUUUCUGAGGUUGGCAAAACAACGUUCAGUCUUCAGCAGGAGUCAGGCUGGUAUCGGGACAGUGAUUUUAAAAAGGGUGAAGGACCUGGCUGGAAAAUCUGUCAGGGUCUGUAGAGGCCCUCGGGCUGUCUUUUCUCGAAUUCUGCUGCUAUUCUCACUGUCUGAGUCAAUGGAGGAUGAAGAAGCUGGUAGUGCUGGUCAAGGCCAGCUCUCUACAGUCCUUAUGGUAAACAUGGGGCGUAUGGUAUUCCCCAGGUACACUGUAAACAGGAAAACACAGGUCUUCCAGGACAGAGAAGAUCUUAUCAGGUAUGCAACUGCUGCUCAUCUGUCAAAUGAUAUAGCCACUGCAGUGGUAAAUGGGAACUGGGAAGAAGCUAAUCAUCUAUAUAUGUGUGCAAAAGAAACAUGGAACGAACUGAAAAAUCACCCCUCUUUGAGCUAUCACAGAGUUUUACCUGAGUAUCUGCGACAUUUCACAGUUGGAUGGGUGUAUACAAGAAUCCUUUCUCAAGGUGUUGAAAUUUUGCAGAGACUUCACAUGUAUGAGGAAGCGGUGCAGGAGCUGCAGACUCUUCUGUCUCAGGAUGUGUAUUGUACUGACAGCAGAGGGCGAUGGUGGGAUCGCCUUGCUCUGAAUUUACAUCAGCACCUGAAAAACACUAAGAAGGCCAUUGACUGCAUUAGAAAUGGGCUGGCAGACCCAUUUGUACGUACUGGGCAUCGUCUCUCUCUCUACCAGCGGGCUCUGCGAAUCAGAGACUCGCCAAGCUGCAAGCAGUUCAGAUACCUGUUUUAUGAUCUGCCAGUCAUAACUGUGGAGGAUGUGACACAUGUUACGAUCAAAGGAAAGAUGUGUCCUCAGAUGGGAAUGGGAAAAUCUGUAUUUCUAAUGGAGGAUGUUGGUGAUGAAGAAGGAGGUGAAGAUUUCAGUGUAUCCACAGUCAUGUGCUCAGUUGAGGAGCUGGCGUUAACUCAUUACAGACAGAAUGGUUUCGAUCAGGGUAUUCAUGGGGAAGGCUCAACGUUUAUUACGCUGUAUGGUAUUCUAAUGUGGGAUAUCAUUUUCAUGGAUGACAUACCUGAUGUUUUCAGAAAUUCCUAUCAGACAUCCCCCCUGGAUUUAUACACUGACAGCUUCUAUGACAACAGGAGGGAUGUCAUUGAGGCCAGACUCCAGCAGCUUCAUACAGCUUCCUCAGAGACACUGGCAAACUUGAUCGCUGACAUCUGGACCACUCAGGAGGGAAAAGCAGCAGCACUAGUUAACUGGGGGCGUUUUAUUUCCCUCCAGCAAGUUCAGAGCCUUGUCUCUUGCCUUGGAGGAAUGUUUCUGAGCGGUGUUUUUAGGCGACUUUCCAAAGAUCUACGCCAUUGCAGAGGGGGACUUCCUGACCUGGUUGUGUGGCGUACUCACACUAAUCACUUCAAGCUGGUGGAAGUGAAAGGUCCCAAUGAUCGCCUGUCCCACAAGCAGAUAAUCUGGCUGAGUGAACUGAAGAAGCUGGGCGCUACAGUAGAAGUUUGUCAUGUGCAAGCCGUUGGAGGCAAGAGUAAACGCCUCAGUUGACAACAUGGGUAACGGGUGUUUUUAAAGGAACUAGCAUGAUACACACUACUGGCUGCUGCUUAUUAAAAGUAGUUUCUUCUAAAAUUCUGGUUUCUUGGAACAUUACUGUAGUUACUUUUAGCACAAAACAUUCUAAAAAAGUUUGAGAAGGCUGUUAGUGUGAUUUACUGCAUGUCACUUUGUGUUCAGACCAAAGCCUUUCUCUUCUAUAUACAAUUCAUGACUUAUUCUAUGAAAGGUAAUCUAGGGGGUUUUGCCUAGUAAAGAGAAACAAACAGCUGCAAUCACACUGGUACCAACUGAGAACAGUGUCUGCAAUAAAAAAUGUGGUGCAUCAA